Messenger RNA from Xiphophorus maculatus (southern platyfish), 1144 nucleotides. Its product is annotated as cystatin-B-like. Bases 117 to 422 code for a protein of 101 amino acids. Gene Ontology annotation, cellular component: cytosol. Gene Ontology annotation, molecular function: cysteine-type endopeptidase inhibitor activity. NCBI's taxonomy places the organism in Eukaryota, Metazoa, Chordata, Actinopteri, Cyprinodontiformes, Poeciliidae. The record is from RefSeq and is a predicted model, not a curated record. The transcript has 3 exons.
GAAAUGGUACAGUCCACCAACAUUAGCUCAGCUCUCUGCUUGAAUUCCUAUCUGGAUCACACACAGUAAGUGGUUUUCUCGACAAGUUUAGUUUGAUUUCUGUUUUAAAGUCUGCCAUGGACAUAAAAUGUGGGGGGAUAUCCCAUGAGACAAAGGAUGCCGAUGAAAAUGUUCAGCAGAUCUGUGAUAAAGUGAGGCCUGAUGUGGAAGAGAAAGCAGGGAAGACCUAUGAUGUUUUUACAGCCAAGAACUACAAGACUCAGCUUGUAGCUGGGACAAACUACUUCAUUAAGGUCCACAUUGGUGGAGAUGAUUACAUUCACCUCCGUGUUUGGAAAAAACUCCCAUGUUAUGGAGGAGAUCUUAAGCUAUCAGACAUACAGGUCUCCAAGAGCCACCAUGACUCCAUUGAUUACUUUUAAAAGGUUCACAGUCCAGGCACGGGAUCCGGCGGCCAGCAGUGAAGACAUCAAAUCAUCAAUAUCCAGCAACGAUGAGGCAAAGAGAAGCUCAUGUAUUAGUAAAAUACAGCCAUCAGCUUUUGUAAACUGUUUACUCCUCUUUAUCUGUGACAGCUUACUUAGAGAGAAUCUUGAAAUUAACUCCUGCAAAUCACAUGUUUUAUGAUGUGGUUAUUCUGCCACGCUCCCUGCUUUAUGACUUAAAAAUAUGAGCCUGUAAGCAGUUUGGCAAUCCCUGAUCUUUACCAUUAUUUACAUCUCGGUUGCAUCUUGUGACUGAUGUUCCUUAUUGUUUUGCACGCAAUACUCCCUGCAGACAAAUGAUGACUCAUAUGUCUGCAGCUGUUCUUAAGUAUAUUGCAUAUGAAGAACAUACCUCAAUGGAGUGCAGCUUCAUCGGGGUUAUUAUUUUUUUGGAUGUGAAAUUCAACAACUCCUGUAAUGUAAAAGUAAAGGUUUUUUUUUUUUUGGUUCAGUUGUAAGAAUGUAUAAUUGUGGUUGAUAUGAAUGGAAUGGAGGAAUUUUGUCUUAGGCUGUUUAAAGAACUUGGAAAAUUCUGAAAGUUAAUGCUAUUGUGUCAUUUAAUGCUGCAACUCUAUAACAACUCCCUAAUGCUCAACACUCUAUUGUUUUGUCUCUUUAGAUGUCAGGUAACUGAAUAAAACUGGUUCUUUAAAUGCAAA